ACCUAUUUUGACAUUAAGACUUUUCUCUCUUCUCCGCUGGGUCGAUCUCUACGAGGUUCACUUGUACAGAUUCACUUGAACAACCGAUUCGCCAUGGCCACCGCCGUCACAGCACCGAGACUCAUCUCCUUGAAAUCCGCCGCGAAGCUAGGUUACCGUGAGAUCUCUCAGGUCCGGCAAUGGGCUCCGCUUCACUCUGCGAUGCCUCGUUUCGGAAUACUACGAUGUGGAUCGUGACAGCCGUUUUCUACCUCUGUUGUGAAAGCUCAAGCGACUGCUACUGAGCAAUCACCAGGCGAAGUUGUUCAAAAAGUGGAAUCUCCAGUGGUCGUUAUCACUGGUGCCUCUAGAGGGAUUGGUAAAGCAAUUGCUCUAGCCUUGGGGAAAGCUGGCUGCAAGAUUGAAGAAUAUGGUGGCCAGGCUAUCACUUUUGGGGGUGAUGUCUCGAAAGCGGCUGAUGUGGAUGCAAUGAUGAAAACCGCUCUUGAUAAAUGGGGAACCAUUGAUGUUGUGGUUAACAAUGCAGGAAUUACUCGGGAUACCUUGUUAAUACGAAUGAAGCAAUCGCAAUGGGACGAAGUGAUUGCUUUGAAUCUCACUGGUGUAUUUCUCUGUACUCAGGCAGCAGUAAAGAUCAUGAUGAAGAAGAAAAAGGGAAGAAUCAUCAAUAUUUCGUCAGUUGUUGGUCUCAUUGGUAAUAUUGGUCAAGCAAACUACGCUGCAGCUAAAGGUGGAGUUAUUGCGUUUUCCAAGACUAUUGCCAGAGAAGGUGCGAGCAGGAAUAUAAAUGUCAAUGCGGUUUGCCCCGGAUUCAUUGCAUCUGACAUGACUGCCGAGCUUGGAGAAGACAUGGAAAAGAAAAUCCUGGGAACAAUCCCAUUAGGACGGUAUGGAAAAGCUGAAGAAGUGGCUGGUUUGGUAGAAUUCUUGGCUCUCAGUCCUGCUGCCAGUUACAUAACCGGACAGGCAUUCACCAUUGAUGGAGGUAUUGCUAUCUAGACAUUUGGUAUGAUCCGGCUUUUGUUUAGUUAAAACAAUUUGGUUAAACAGUCAAAGUUGAGUUCUUUCUAGCAAUUGGUCGGAUUUUCUAUUUUGCGGUUUCUCUAUGGAAAUAUCUAAAACUAUCUCCUUAAACUACGUAUUUGGCCACUUCAAGUUUUUCGUAAACAGAGCAGAGAACUUUGCCAGAUAAUAUUUUGUACUA
Molecule: messenger RNA, 1204 nt
Organism: Arabidopsis lyrata subsp. lyrata
Lineage: Eukaryota; Viridiplantae; Streptophyta; Magnoliopsida; Brassicales; Brassicaceae
Product: 3-oxoacyl-[acyl-carrier-protein] reductase, chloroplastic
Exons: 10
Molecular function (GO): oxidoreductase activity
Source: RefSeq, a predicted model, not a curated record